CACCCCUUUCUUUGAGCCCCUGCCUACACAGUUUUAUUGACAGGUCUUUUGACUUUGGAAAUGAAAAUUCAAAGGAAGGAUUGCAUUUUCUUUUUGAUUUUUGACAUGCCUUAUGCCUGACCAUGCGAAAAUGAUAAUGCAAACGGAAGCAAUGCCAUUGCAUUUGAUUUAUGUCACCCUUGUGCCACAAAAACAUGAAUAUGAAAUGCCAUUUCAAAAAUAGUUUUUCAUUUUCAUGUAAAUUAUGACAGGGUUGUGUUGUAGUGGGAGAGAAAUUGAAUAUGAAAUGGAUUUUGCAUUUAAAUUUUAAAAUUGUCAGAACGUGCAUGCAAAACACAAAGCGCGCUCUUGGAAUUUCAUUUCUGAAUUAUGUAAUUGUUUUUCUGCACAUCCAAUGAAACCGAAAUUUAUUUGAAUUUAUUAUUUGUUUCAUUUUUACAUUCUCCUAAUUACGUACAUUUCUUCUUAUCAUUGUGCUGUUUUAUUAUUAUUUUUACAUUUCUCAGUUUUUUUUAAUUUCCUUUUUGUAAUUGCAAAUUCUUUAUUAUUAUUAUUAUUAUUAUUAUUAUUAUUAUUAUUAUUGUUACUUAAACAAAAGAGAUAUUUGCGCUAUUGCCACCAGCCGAGUUCCGGUCAGUGGCCAUCUUGGCAGGAUUCUACACUUUCGACCAUCAAAGGACUAUGGGGGAUACCUACAAUUUGGUGCAUCAGAAACUUUUUUUUUUGUUAUCCGUAUGUGCCAUGUAACCUGUCUGCCUCGCCGCGUGAUUGCUGUGGUCAUAGGAGCUAGAUUUUUAUAUUUGCUUAAGUGCAAUAUGCAGAUACAGACGCGCAUCAUCCUGUCACAGCCAUCUAAAAUAAUUGGGUCAUAAAAUAAUUGGCUCCGCACCCCCUGUUCUGAUACCCAGGCUCGGCCACUGAUGCAGGUCUGAAACCCUAAACUGAGGGCGAGGCGGGAUUCAAUCCUUCAACCGGAGGUUUACCAGUCUGUGACAGUCUCUUUUACACGGCCAUGGAUUUCUUCGCUGCUGUGAAUUACAUCGAUUUAACUAAACGAUUGCAUUGAAUUAAUAAAGACAUCAAGGAAUUGAGAAACACAAAGCUGAAUUGAACAAAAAUGCAAACCUGCUCGUGUUCGGCAUCUCUUCAGAAAGAGCUUUCUUCCACUUGCUAUAAGAAAAUGUUCUGCACACCUAUGAGCAGCAGUAUGAUGCAGGCAGGAGUCUGUCUGAGACAGGACACUGAGACAACACUACCAGAGCUCACUGAGAAGCACAGGAUCAGACAGAAAGAAGAGGAACUCAGUGGACUGGAGCCUGUCCACAUGGCAGAGACAGGGUGUGCUGCUCCAGGACUCAACACACUGGAGCCAGAGAGUGUUACAGCACACAGUGGGGUCAGUGAUGUACACCACACACACACAUCACUGAUUAAAAUAGAAAUAGAAACUGAUCUGGACUGCACCCACACUGGGGAUCUUAAGACAGAGAGCCAAGUCUUUACACUUGAAAAGGAAACCCAUCUGCAUCCUGACCAAAUCAAAACAGAGGCUGAUAAUGGAAGAUGCCUUCAGGCUGAACACAUAAGUGACUCACAGGAUAUUAAAUGUUUUGACAUUAAAUGUGAUCAAUUUAAGUGUGAAUCCAGUGAAGGUUUAGUGAGCGAUGUCAUGAAUACUGUGAUGACAGGAGCUGGUGUUGAUCACAAAGAGCAGGCUGAACCAUGGCAGUGUGCAGGAGAGCUGAACCCAAAUUGUAAAACAGAAGAAACUCAUGAUCUGAUGACCCAAAGUGAGGACUUGUAUCGUCACUGUGACAUAAGCAAUGAAAAUAAUCGGACCAGAAUUGUCCAGAAAAGCACAAACCGUAGCAAGCCAUACAAAUGCACACAGUGUGAGAAGUGUUUUAGUACAAGUUCAGCUUUAAAUAAACACCUUAGCAUUCAUACUGGUGAAAAGCCAUACAAGGGUACACAAUGUGAAAAGUAUUUUAAUAGGAAAUCUAAUUUAGAUACACACCACAGAAUUCAUUCAGUUGAAAAGCCAUACAGUUGCAUUCAAUGUGGGAAAUGCUUUUCCAAAAUAUCUAAUUUACGUAUCCACCAGAGAAUUCAUACAGGUGAAAAGCCAUACAAGUGUACCCUGUGUGAGAAGUCUUUUAGUACAAAUGCAGCUUUAACUAAACACCUGAGAUCUCAUACAGGUGAAAGGCCGUACAAAUGUCUUCAGUGUGGGAAGUGCUUUUCUAAAAUAUCUAGUUUAAGUAGCCACCAGAGAAUUCAUACAGGUGAAAGGCCAUACAGGUGUACACAGUGUGAUAAGUCUUUCAGUGCAAGUGCAGCUUUAACUAAACACCUGAGAAUACAUACAGGUGAAAGGCCCUAUUUAUGUCUUCAGUGUGGAAAGUGCUUUUACGAAACAUCUCAAUUAAAUUGUCACCAGCGAAUUCAUACAGGUGAGAAGCCGUACAAAUGUACACAGUGUGAAAAAUGUUUUAUUAGAAAAUCUCAUUUAGAAAGACAUCUGAGAAGUCAUUCGGGUGAAAAGCCAUACAGUUGUCUUCAAUGCAGGAAAUGCUUUUCCACAAUGUCUAAUUUAAGUACCCACCAGAGAAUUCAUACAGGUGAAAAGCCCUACAAGUGUACACAGUGUGAGAAGUGUUUUAGGACAAAAUCUUAUUUAGAUAUACACCAGAGGAUUCAUACUGGUGAAAAGCCAUACAAGUGUACACAGUGUGAGAAGUGUUUUAAUAGAAAAUCUUAUUUAGAUAUACACCAGAUAAUUCAUACAGGUGAAAAACCCUACCAAUGUCCUCAGUGUGGGAAGUGUUUUUCCCAGAAAUCUAAUUUACGUAGCCACCAGAAAAUUCAUACAGGUGAAAAGCAUGUAUUUAGUUUUUAAAUUAAUUUUUUUUUACAUUACUCUCUUCAAAUUCAUGCCAUGAAUUUUAUUUGUGUACCACUUGUUAUAGAGACACUGUCAAAAAGGUGCUCUACAGAGAGGUGGGGGGAAGGAAAAUUUGGCAAAAACCAGGCCUUAAACUCCCAAAAGAGAGCAAGUGAGAUUAAAAAUAACUUCCCAGAGGGAAGAGAAAUACUCAAACAGUGGUGAGACAAAACUCCCCAAUCGGAAGAAAUCAUGAGAGGAGGCUGGCUAUAGAAGGGGAGCCCGUCCUCUGCUGGCUGGCCUUAGUAAAGACAGAAUGAAUGGUAACGAAAAUGAAAUAAGGGAUCAGUCAGAGCAGUUAGGUAAAUGGGUUGGGCAGGUGGCUGUCUGAUGUUUUAAACUAGCUGGUGAGAUGGAAAGUACAAGUUAAGAGAUGUAUAAUAUGUAGUUCAGAGGGGUGGGGCGAUGCACCUACGCUGUGUCAUGGAGUGAGCUUGAACCAGAAGAGGGAUUUGGCUGGAGGGGUCCGUGACUGCUGGUGGGGGAAGAGCAGAAGCUGUUUCAAGUUUGGUUGAAAAAGAAACAAUGUGAAAACUGUUUGGAUAUACUGUAGAAAUAUUGUAAUGUGCUUUCCCACUUGUAUUCUGAAAAUGUAGAGGCUGUAAUUUGUACACUGAACAAAAAUGUAAAUGCAACACUUAUUUUUGCAGGCAUUUUUAACGCACUUAAAUAAUACCUCAAACAUUUGUACUAUGUGCACAAAAUGUUUCCCACGAAUUUGUUUAUAUCACUGUUGGCUAGCAUUUCUCCUUUGUCAGAAUAAUCAAUUUCCUGCACAGGAGUGGCAUAUCAAGAUGCUGAUUAAAAGCCAUGAUCACUACACAGGUGUUCCUUAUGAUGGGGUCAAUAGAGGGCCACCCUAAAAUGUUGAGUUUUUUGUUGUUCAACACCAUGUCACAGAUGCCUCAAGAGUUAAGAGAUCAUGCAGUUGGCAUUCUGACUGCAGGAACGUCCUGUAGAGCUGUUGCCAGAGAAAUAGAUGUUCAUUUCCCCACCAUAAGCUGCCUCCAGUGUCGUUUCAGAGAUUUUGGAAGUUUGUCCAACAGGCCUCAGACCAUGUGUGACCACGCCAGCCCAGGACCGCCACAUCCAACUUCUUCACCUGCGGGAUCGUCUGAGGCCAGCCACACGGACAGCUGAUGAAACAGUUGGUUUACAAAAAUGUAGAAUUUCUGCACAAACUGUCAGAAAUCGCCUCAGGGAAGCUCAUCUGCGUGCUCGACGUCCUCACCGGGGUCUUGAUUUGUCUGCAUUUUGGCGUAAAAAUCGACGUGAGUGGGCAAGAGCUCACCUUCGAUGGCCACUUCUUCCAUGUUCUCCCAGUUCUUCCGUGGCCUGUAUAUUCACCAGACAUGUCACCUAUUGAGUUUGGGAUGCUCUGGACCGGCGCAUACGUCAGCGUGUUCCAGUUCCCACUAAUAUCCAACAACUUCGUACAGCUAUUGAAGAGGAGUGGGACAAUAUUCCACAGGCUACAAUCAACAAUUUGAUCAAUUCAAUGUGAAGGAGAUGCGUUGCAUGAGGCAAUUGGUGGUCACACAAGAUACUGAUCGGUAUUCUGUUCAUUUCGUGGUAUCUUCUUUUUGGGGAAUAUGUGACUAACAAAAGAAUAUCUGUAUCCCACAUGAAAUCAAUAUAUAUGUGCUUAAUGAAUCUAUUUCAGUUGACUUAUUUACGUUUAUUACUUUUGAACUCAUUAAAAUCUUCGAAAUUGAUAAGUGUUGCAUUUAUAUUUUUGUUCAGUAUAGGUCAGCUAAAGCUUAUAAUAUAGUUUACGAUAUCAGGUGAGGAUCAUUGUUUCACUUUAUUGUUCAAUGUUGAAUGUAAAUUGCGUAUGACAUAAUUAUACAUAGUGAAUGUGCACAUACAAAGCAUUUAUGCAUUGUGAAUUUCUGUAUAAACUCUUGUCCUUCACUG
This is a messenger RNA of Anguilla anguilla (European eel), 4861 nucleotides long. RefSeq names its product zinc finger protein 2 homolog. The record is from RefSeq and is a predicted model, not a curated record. Gene Ontology annotation, molecular function: DNA-binding transcription factor activity, RNA polymerase II-specific; RNA polymerase II cis-regulatory region sequence-specific DNA binding. The transcript has 4 exons. Lineage: Eukaryota; Metazoa; Chordata; Actinopteri; Anguilliformes; Anguillidae. Bases 1118 to 2899 code for a protein of 593 amino acids. Gene Ontology annotation, cellular component: nucleus. Gene Ontology annotation, biological process: regulation of transcription by RNA polymerase II; central nervous system development.